This is a messenger RNA of Helicoverpa armigera (cotton bollworm), 6263 nucleotides long. It is a transcript of the gene Arms, whose product is annotated as Ankyrin repeat-rich membrane spanning. The record is from RefSeq and is a predicted model, not a curated record. NCBI's taxonomy places the organism in Eukaryota, Metazoa, Arthropoda, Insecta, Lepidoptera, Noctuidae. Gene Ontology annotation, molecular function: PDZ domain binding; protein kinase regulator activity. The transcript is spliced from 28 exons. The coding region runs from base 454 to 5766 and encodes 1770 amino acids.
AAAAUAAAAAAAUAAAUGUCAAAAUUCAAAAAAAACAUGCGCGCACUGCUGCAACAAUUUGUAUUGUUUGACCAGCAGAACAAAGAAUGAGUAAUUUAUUUCCCGUUGUGUUUGAGUAAUAAAAAGUGUUAUUUACAACAAAUCCCUUCUAACGCUAUAACAAUGUAAAUGUAGUGGUAACAGUUCGUCACCUUUCCAUCUAAUAUUGAUCACACGACAAGAUUGAAGAGUCUCGGCGGCGCCGUUGUUUUGACGUCGCUGCGUCGUCACCCACGUGCGGCCGCCGCCGGCCACCGCGCCGCAGUCUGUCUCUGGCGCCGUCCGCGCCACACGUUACUUGCAUCGCCGUAUGCGCCACCGUUCUCUUUGCGAAAUCCUAUCAAUGCGAGACCGUCACCGCUACUUAGUGAAAUAUUUCGUUACCUUCAUCUGUGAUGUGUGAUCAGUUUUAAAAUGAAGAAUGAAGAUUCUCCGUGUGGACCUAGCAAAGGUGUACGCGGGUCGAGGUCGGCGAGGUUGCUCACGGAUAGUAUAUCAUCCGACGAGGGCCCGGAGACGGAAUGUCUGCUGACGGCGCAGCUGCAGGCGGUGGUGGUGAACCCGGUGACGAGACGGCGGGAAUCCCUCACCGCGCCGCCCUCUCCCACCGAGUCCCGCAAGAAGAGAGACCACCACCACCGUCAGCACAACUACCGGAACCAUUUGCACCACUUGAUCCACUGGAGGGAUAUCUGGAGCGGGGAGCCCAACAAAGGUCACGAGAGCCUGCACCGCAGCGAGUCCAUGGUAUCGCUGGCGUGCUUCAGGACGCUCUCUCAGCUCGUCAACAGCGACAACCUGGCAGAACUACAGCAGUACCUCGCGAACAACAAGAAUGUCACCAUCGACGACAAAGAUGAGAACGGCACAACAGCGCUCAUGUGUGCGAGUGAGAACGGCCGGGUGUCUGCGGUACGAAUGUUGCUGGCAGCCGGCGCGGACGCAGCAGCCGCAGACGCAGACGGUUGGACACCGCUGGCGUUUGCGGCCCGCGGUGGACACCUUUCUAUAGCUAAGGAGCUGUUAGAUGCUGGCGCCAAGGUGGACUCGAGAGAUUGCGGUGGAUGGACGCCAUUACUAUGGGCUUCGUACAAGGGCCACGAAGAGAUUGUGGCGUUGCUGCUAGAGAAGGGAGCUGAUGUUCACGCUCACGGCAAUUAUAACAUCAACUCUCUAGUAUGGGCUGCAGGCCGCAAGCAUAGCGGCGUGGUCCAACGCCUGUUGGCGGCGGGCGCUCGGCCCAACUCCUGCGACAAGUACGCCACGUCGGCGCUGACGUGGGCUGCAAGGGCGGGUGACGUCGCCGCUUGCGCAGUGCUGUUGAGAGCGGGGGCCGAUGCUAACACUGCGGGAAUGUAUUGCUGGACCCCGCUGCUGCAGGCUACACAUGGUAAUCACUUCGAGAUCGUACAAAUGCUAUUGGAACACAAGCCAAACGUGAACGCGUUAGACAAGGACGGCUACACGGCUCUAGCCAUCGCAUGUAAAGAGGGCUACUACGAUAUCGCUUUGGCACUUAUUAACUCCGGCGCUUAUAUUAACGUGCAGGACCAAUCAAAAGACACGCCUCUAAUCCACGCAGUGAAGGGUGGCCAUAAGAACAUAGUAGAAGCUUUGCUAAAGAAACACGUUGAUGUGGACCUACCGGGGAAAGAAAAGAAGACUCCAGUCUACACUGCCACGGAGAAGGGCCAUGUUUCAAUACUCAAACUGCUGCUGGCUUCCAAUCCUGAUCUCGAACAUAGCACUGUGACUGGCGACACGCCACUGAUGCGAGCGGUGCGGUCGCGUCACGCGGAGAUGGUACAGCUACUGCUGGAGCGCAAGGCGCGGGUCAACGUUGCCGACGUCCGGGGCGACACCGCGCUGCAUAUCGCUAUGAGAGCUCGCUCUAAGCAAAUUGUAGAAAUCCUCCUUCGCAAUCCGAAGCACAGUCAACUUCUGUACAAACCGAACAAACUCAACGAGACUCCUUACAACAUAGACAUGAGUUACAACAAGACGAUACUCGGACAGAUCUUUGGGGCCCGGAAACUGAACACGAAUGAAGAUAACGAGAAUAUGUUAGGAUACGAGUUGUAUAGCGCGGCGCUGGCUGACAUGCUCUCAGAGCCCAGUCUCUCAGUACCCAUCACUGUGGGACUUUACGCGAGGUGGGGAUCCGGAAAAUCAUUUUUGCUCAAUAAACUUAAAGAGGAGAUGAAGAACUUCGCUCGUCAGUGGAGCGAGACGGGGUGGGCGUGGUCGUGGGCGGUGUCGUGGGGGGCGUGGCACGUGGCUUUGUCUGUAGCUGCUAUUACUGCGGUGUCGGGAGCUCCGCCCUACGUCGCUGUAGGCCUGUGCUUCGCCCUCUUCGCGCUUAUUUAUAUAGGCUUGUAUAUACUCUGGUACACUGGAAAUAAAUAUGAAUGGUGGUGGGCCGGCGGCGUCCUGUCGGCGUUAGGUCGUAAGUUCAGUUCUCUACUGUUGGCGCUGCAAGUCGUGUUCUGUCACCCACCGGGUCCCAACGAUCCGAGGGCAUUGCCAGCUACUCCAAUAAGAUUCCACUUCACGGAAGGCAUGAAGAGCGGCGGCGGUCAGGAAGGCGAUGCGAUGGUCGUACAAAUGAUCGCGAGUUUGGGCGAGGCUCUGGAGUGUCAGUACGGACGGGUGUGCACCAGGCUAGCCAGGGCUUUCAGACCUAAGCCUGUGUCUUCUACUUCUGGGUGGAAAUGGCGCCGAGUAUGCUGUAUUCCUCACAUUGUCACGUUUGAGCUGUGUUUUACUUGUAUACUUGUUGGACUGUGUGUACUUAUUAUGUACUUAACUGACCGCGAGGUGGACCCGCAACGUCGCGACAUCCAGCAGGGGCUGAUGAUCGGCGCGUGCGCGGUGAGCGGCGCCGCGCUGCUCGCCAACCUCUACACCUGCGGCCGCGUGCUCGCCGCGCUCGCGCAGCCCCCAAGGGCAAGGCUAGCGAGGGCUACCAAGAAACCUGCCCAUGCGCAUGCCCCUACAUUAGCGCUGAGGCCUGAGGUACAGGCUCUUACGCAUGUGGUGUCAUGUCUCGACGCAUUCACUGGUCAACAAACACGUCUAGUCGUAGUAGUGGACGCACUUGACAGCUGCGAACAAGAAAAGGUGCUCGCGUUACUGAACGCCGUAUACGCGCUGUGUUCAGACCCCAAGAGCCCCUUCAUACUGCUGCUGGCUAUCGACCCACAUAUUAUUAGCAAGGCAGUGGAAAUAAACAGCCGGCGGGCGUUCAGCGAGAGCAACAUCGGCGGCUGGGACUAUCUGCGCAACAUGGUGCAGCUGCCCUUCUAUCUGCAGAAUUCUGCGCUGCGCAGAGUGAAGACUGCGCAGCAGACUGCGGCGAGGAGGAUGCAAGUUAUUACUUCUGAUGACUUCUCGACGUCGCUGCAGAGAUCUGUAUCAGCACGGCGCCUCUCAUCCACAUCAGAGCUCAUGUCAAGCCAAGAACGGAUCAAAGGUCAAGCUGCCCGAGAACGGCGCCUGCGUCCGUCAGAGUCAGUGGCGUCGUCCGUCGCAUCAGGCCUACACCGCGGCGCUACGGGCGCGGCCGGCGCUGGGGCUGCUGAUCUUAAUAGAGUGCUGCUGACGGACGAUUACUUCAGUGAUGUCAAUCCUAGGAGUAUGAGAAGGCUUAUGAAUGUGCUUUAUGUUACUGGUCGUCUUCUAAAGGCAUUCCAAAUCGAGUUCAACUGGUACCAGCUGGCGUCGUGGGUGAACCUGACGGAACAGUGGCCCUUCCGCACCUCGUGGAUCAUCUACCACCACGAGACCUAUGAAGAACAUAUCGACGACUCCACUUCACUCAAACAUAUUUAUGAGAAAGUAAAGCCCCUAAUGAGCGGUCUCCGCGAAGCCAGCACUCUGAUGGAGUUGGACCGCGACGAGCGCAAACUGGAAGUGUUCCUGAGCUUCCACCGCGCCACCCUCACCGCUGCAGACCUCAAGAUAUUCCUACCGUUUACCAUCAACCUCGAUCCUUAUAUUAAGAAGCUCAUCAAAGAAGAACAAAUGCAAAGUGGCGUAGAAGAAGACGCGGGCGCGGGCGGCGCGGCCGGCGUCAUGUGGGGACAGCCGCAUUCCCGACAGCCGCACUCCAAGCUAUUCCCUAGGAAACAUCGUUCAUCCCCCCCGACGCAACCCGCGGCGGCCGGGCCAGUGCCCCCGCAACCCAUGUGGGUGGGCUGGGCCAACACGGGCACCGGGUUUGUGCCGCAGCCCCUCAACCCUCAGCACUUCCCGCAGCCGCAGUUCACGCCACAACAACCCGCUAUGAACCCCUUCCAUAUGAUUAGGACGGCCUUCCCUGCUAUGACGGACGUGCCAAACAUCAGACUAUCAACUCUAAGCGUGGAGCGAGUAUGCAGCAUGGUUCGCGAAGCCCUGGGUGCCGGCGGGCAGGCGGCAGCAGAGGCAUUGCAGCGGCACAACGUCUGCGGCCUCGUGCUCGCUGUCUGCAAACUGCAGGACUUGGAACCGAUUUUAGAGUUGCCGUUCGGUGACUGGGAACUGUUCAAGCUACUUAUAGUGAAUCUCCGAGAGCUGGAAGCUAAUAUGCCGUCUACUGUUCCCGCGGUUGCAGUGAUGUCAGAAAAAUCAGCUGAAGUAGAAAUCGACUCGACAGCCAAGCCAAGACACACAUUGGAGACACAACGCAGCCGACCUUCAAAUGUUGAGAAACAGCCAUACACGGAAUAUCAGGUAACGUUGGAGGAGCAAAUGAUCUGCGGCGCGCUACAGACGCUAAACGAGGAGGCGCUCGAGGACGUGCUGCAGUCGGAGCCCCCCUCCCACCCAGACGAGGAGAGCACUCUACAGCUGCGGCUGCCGGCGUCGCAGUGCGGCACGCCGGCCGGCAGCCCGCGGGCGCUGCGCCGCGACCCCUCCAUCCUCAAGGGCGGCAGCUUCCGGCGCCGCCCGCCCGGCGACCCGCCCGCCGUCACCUUCAACGUGGAGAACGAGGACGACUCCGACGACGACGGACAGAUCACGUUCAGCGCGCGGCCGCGCCACAGCACGCGCGUGCAGGACGUGCCGCGCCGCGCCGCCCCCCCGCCCCGCUCGCGCCCCUCCUCGCUGCUGGUGGCCGACGACGCGCCCGCCGCGCCGCCGCCGCGCUCGCUCUCCGUGGAGGACUCCACGCGCACCGGCUCGCCCAUCCUCGACCUCAAGCUGCGCGGCCUGCGCCGCACCGCCGAGAUGCUGCGCAAGGUCAGCUCCGCCGAGCGCCUCACCCGCCUCCGCGACAAGAUCAUGUCCCGCGGCGGCGGCUCGCGCGACCGCAGCCCGCCGCGUGACGAGGCCAGCGACGACGAGUCCGCACCGCUCGUGUCGCCCCCGGGCGGCCCGGCCCCCGUGGCCGUGCCGGCUGUCGCGUCGCCUGGACCCCCGUCUGAGGCGUCCACGUUGGCGGGCGCGGCAGGGAGUGGCAGCGCAGAGCUGUCCCCGCGCUCCGACGUGACGGAGCUGGAGUCGCCGCGGGACGUGGGCGCCGCGUUCGACCUGCUGCCGGGCGACAAGGGGGCGGGCGGCGAGGCGCGGGGCGGGCGGCUACGGCGCGCGGACAGCAGCGGCUCGCUGGGCAACAUGGUGGAGCCCUACAACCUGCGGCUGCUGGCGCACGGCACGGUGGACAGCGCGCGGGCGCUGUGGCGGCAGGACGCGCUGGACGCGGGCCCGCCCUGGCCGUGGGACGAGCCCGACUCGGCCGUGUGACGCGACGAGCCCGUGCCCGGAGCUCAGUCGUCCUCUCGCGCCCGCCUCGCGCGCCGGCUCCGCGUUCGAGACGAUCAGGGUGUGAUAAUGUUUAGUCGCAAAUCGCCGAGUCUUUAUUUCAAUUUGAAAGCUGUAUUUUAUCAAUCUCGGCUUAAUUUAAUCGUAGCUAGAAAUAAAUUGGCAAGACGAUGGGUAAGAAAUUGAGAAAAAAUAAUUAUUUCCCAAAUGUAAUUAUUAUUUAUGAUGGCUGUAGCAGAAAUAGAAAAACCUAGUACUUACCCUAUACCUUAGCAAAAUGAAGACAAUUUUCACUUUGACAGAAUAAAAUUGCAUUUAUAUAAUUAUUGACCCAGUAUUGUGAUAAUAUUAUUACCUUAAGUGUAUUUGUAUUAUUUGUUCCUAAUGUACGAUUUGUAGUUAUUUUUCAUACGUCAUCACAGUGAUUUCUGUUAUCCACGUCUGCAGAAUGUUAAAUAAAACAAAGAUUCGCUAUUGAA